Molecule: messenger RNA, 594 nt
Organism: Hyaloscypha bicolor E
Lineage: Eukaryota; Fungi; Ascomycota; Leotiomycetes; Helotiales; Hyaloscyphaceae
Exons: 2
Coding region: 1-594 (197 amino acids)
Source: RefSeq, a predicted model, not a curated record
AUGGCGCCCAAAAGACCCCUCGAGGAUGAUGCAGACUCUCCAAAGCCCAAGAAGCACCGCACAGGCUUCAAGAUUGGCCCAGACAACCUCCCAGACGGAACACACAGGCGGAAAGUAAUAAAAAUAAAGAAAGAUCUCAUCCACAAAGCCAAAGUCAAGAAAUCCUACGCAAAGCUAAAGGCACGAGAACCCAUUACACCAACACCAAUCCCCACCGAACCAGGAGAACCCGUCGAGCCAGCGUCCCAAGACCUCCAUCCAGAGCGGCAGGCAAUGCUCGAUGCGCCGCGCGAUCUUACUCCACCUGUCAACCAAACACAAUCGUUCUCUCAGGGCCCUCAGCAGCGGAGGUCGAAGAGGCCGGGGUAUUUUGAGAAAGAGCAAGCAUUUGCUGCGCAGAAGAAAGCAGAGGCUGAAGCUAGGCGGCUAGAGUUUGAGAGGAGAGAAAAAGAGAAGAAGCAGAAGAUCGAGGAGAGGGAACGGUUCCGGAAGGCUAUGGCGAAGGCACGGACAGGGGGGAAGAAUGGGCAGAGGAAGCUCGGAAAGGAGAGCAAGGUGCUGCUGGAAAAAGUCAGAAGGAUUGUUGGGGAAUGA